Molecule: messenger RNA, 1232 nt
Organism: Staurois parvus
Lineage: Eukaryota; Metazoa; Chordata; Amphibia; Anura; Ranidae
Source: the annotation of a GenBank genome assembly
AGAAGAAGAAGAAGAAGAAGAAGAGAAGAAACUUUGGAGAAUAUUUGUCAGAAUGGUGAAAUCAACAAUGAGCUAAGCUGUAACAGUAAGAGGAGAGUAACUGAUGAAGAGCACACUAAAGAAGACAACAAAAAAAGCAAACUAGACACAGAGAAUAUCACCACUUUCAAGCACACUGAAGAAAAAACACAAGGUCUGAUCAUUAAUGAACAGACACAGACAAGCCAAAGUGCUGAAGAUAAAAAACAAACCACGUUAAAGAAAGAAGAUCUGAUAUUGGUUCUUGAUGUCACUCCUCCUCCUCCGGCCCCUUUUGAUCACAGAAUUGUCUCUACUAAACAUGCUCAGAUUAAUAGUUUUUAUACUGUGGAAACAACACAUUUGCUGGGAGGUGGAAGAUUUGGACAAGUGCACAGAUGCACAGAGAAGUCAUCGGGACUUACCUUGGCAGCUAAAAUCAUUAAGGUUAGAGGACAUAAAGAAAAGGAGGAAGUGAAAAAUGAGAUUCAAGUCAUGAACCAGCUGAAUCAUGUUAAUCUCAUCCAGUUAUAUGAUGCUUUUGAGUCCAGAAAUGACAUAGUCCUUGUUAUGGAAUAUGUGGAUGGUGGUGAACUGUUUGACAGGAUUAUUGAUGAAAAUUGCAAUCUUUCUGAAGUGGAUACAAUAUUAUUUAUAAAGCAGAUCUGUGAAGGAAUUCAGUACAUGCAUCAAAUGUACAUUAUACAUUUAGAUCUAAAGCCAGAGAAUAUUAUGUGUGUGAGCCGUGCAGAUUAUCAGAUCAAAAUUAUUGAUUUUGGCCUGGCCAGAAGGUACAAGCCAAGGGAAAAAUUGAAAGUGCACUUUGGUACUCCAGAGUUCCUUGCCCCUGAAGUUGUGAACUAUGAUUUUGUCUCCUUUCCCACAGACAUGUGGAGUGUGGGGGAGUCAUUGCCUACAUGCUGUUGAGUGGGCUUUCACCAUUUUUAGGGGAAGAUGACAAUGAAACCCUGAACAACAUUUUGGCUGCACAAUUUGAUUUUGAAGGCGAAGAAUUUCAAAAUAUUUCAGAAAUUGCAAAAGAUUUCAUCACUAAGUUACUCAUCAAGGAAAAAUGUUGGAGAAUGAGUGCUACUGAAGCAAUAAAACAUCCAUGGUUAUCAGAUUCCAAAUUGCACUAUACCAUUAGUCAGAAUUCAAACAUGUUGAGAAAAACGAAAAGCUGCACUGUGUCUGAGACACCUGUAGAACAGUGA